AGUGGGUGUACGGCGGAUGAAUUACAAGUUAUUCUAGGUUUGUUCUUGUCUGAGUUUGAAACAUAUUUUGUUAAAGUUUAAAGUAUUCGACGAAAUAAAUCAAAAUGGUUCACGGAGGAAUGUCAAUAAUUAAAUAUCUAACAUUUUUCUUCAAUUUUCUUUUUGUGUUAUUUGGCCUCGUAUUUAUAAUCAUUGGCAGUUUGGCUUUAGGAGGAGUGAAAGAGUUCUCAAAACUUUCUUCAAAUUUACAUGCACCAAUUAUUUUGUUAAUUGUCUUGGGAUGUGCUGUCCUUUUGUUGUCUUUCUUCGGUUGCUGUGGUGCCAUAAAGGAAAAUUACUGCAUGCUGAUGACUUUUUCUGUUAUCAUAUUUUUGAUAUUCAUUGUUGAAUUAGCUGUUGGAAUAUCUGCCUAUGUAUUCAGAAAUAAAAUAUCUGAUAAUAUAAAGAGUGUUUCUAAAGAUUUAUUGGAAAACUAUAAUAAAGAUGCAAGUGACAAAGACUUUUGGGAUGACAUACAAACAACGUACAACUGUUGUGGUAUUGAUGGCCCAAGAGAUUGGAAUGGAACCUUUCAUUUUCCUGACCUACCUAGUUCAUGCUGUGUUAAAAAUGAAACAACAUGUACAUAUGAAAGUAAAAGUGUUCGAGUUGAGGGGUGUUACGAUAAAAUUGAAAAAAUUUUAAAGGAAUACAGUUGGAAAAUUGGAAUUGCUGCUCUUGUGAUUGCAUUCUUACAGUUGGUGGGAAUGAUUUUUGGCUGCUGCCUUGCACGGUCAAUCAAGAAAGAAUAUGAAACUGUAUAGCAGUCAUCAGCCAUUAAAAUUGUUUUAAAACUUUAUUGAUUACUGGUGAUUGGUUUGUUUCUUAAAAAAUUUUGCAAAAAAUGUAAAUUUCAUAUGUUAUUCCCAGAAUUUACAAAUCUAGUAACUUUGAGGACAAAUAUUGUUCAAAAUGUCAACUUUUUAUUGUUCAUACGUAACUUUCACAAGUUGCACACUGCCUCUUGUUAAUGUAUGAAAAUGUUGAAUAAAUUAUAAAAGAUUUAAUUUUUGA
Centruroides sculpturatus (bark scorpion) is the source of this 1053-nucleotide messenger RNA. Its product is annotated as CD63 antigen-like. Bases 105 to 803 code for a protein of 232 amino acids. Lineage: Eukaryota; Metazoa; Arthropoda; Arachnida; Scorpiones; Buthidae. The record is from RefSeq and is a predicted model, not a curated record. The transcript is spliced from 8 exons. Gene Ontology annotation, cellular component: membrane.